AUGCCAGCCCCAGCUGAUCCAAAGAACUUGUCUACUAGACAAAAGAUGGAAGCUUUAAUCCGUCGUAAACAAGCUGAAAUUGUUAAAGCUUUAGAAACUCAAGAUGAUGUUAAAUUCAGGGCUGAUACUUGGACCCGUGGUAACGACGGUGGUGGUGGUACCAGUAUGGUUAUCCAAAAUGGUACCACUUACGAAAAGGGUGGUUGUAAUGUCUCUGUUGUUUAUGGUCAACUUUCUCCAGAAGCUGUUUCCGCUAUGAAACAUGAUCACAAGAACUUAGAUUUGCCAACUGACCCUAAGACUGGUUUGCCAGCUGCCGAUGGUGUUAAGUUCUUCGCUUGUGGUUUGAGUAUGGUUAUUCACCCACAUAACCCACACGCUCCAACUACUCAUUUGAACUACCGUUAUUUCGAAACCUGGAACCCAGAUGGUACUCCACAAACUUGGUGGUUCGGUGGUGGUGCCGAUUUGACCCCAUCUUACUUAUACGAAGAAGACGCUGAAAUGUUCCACAAAUUACACAAGGACGCUUUAGACAAGUACGAUGACAAAUUGUACCCACGUUUCAAGAAGUGGGCUGACGAAUAUUACAUGAUUACCCACAGAGGUGAAACUCGUGGUAUCGGUGGUACUUUCUUUGAUGACUACAACGAAAAAGAUCCAGAAGAAAUGUUGAAGAUUGUUGAAGAUAGUUUCGAUGCUUGGAUCUCUGCUUACAUUCCAAUUGUCGCCAAGAGAAAGGACAUGCCAUUCACUGAAGAACAAAAACAAUGGCAAGCUGUUAGACGUGGUAGAUACGUCGAAUUCAACAUCAUGUACGAUAGAGGUACUCAAUUCGGUUUAAGAACUCCAGGUUCCCGUAUUGAAUCCAUCAUGAUGACUUUGCCAGUUCAUGCUUCUUGGUUGUACGAUUACCAUGCUGCCCCAGGUUCUCAUGAAGAAGAAUUGAUCAAAGUUACUACUACUCCAAGAGAAUGGGUUAAAUAA
Vanderwaltozyma polyspora DSM 70294 is the source of this 987-nucleotide messenger RNA. It is a transcript of the gene HEM13, whose product is annotated as coproporphyrinogen oxidase. Gene Ontology annotation, cellular component: mitochondrial intermembrane space; cytoplasm. The record is from RefSeq and is a predicted model, not a curated record. Gene Ontology annotation, molecular function: coproporphyrinogen oxidase activity. The coding region runs from base 1 to 987 and encodes 328 amino acids. Lineage: Eukaryota; Fungi; Ascomycota; Saccharomycetes; Saccharomycetales; Saccharomycetaceae. The transcript has a single exon.